Molecule: messenger RNA, 3467 nt
Organism: Acyrthosiphon pisum (pea aphid)
Lineage: Eukaryota; Metazoa; Arthropoda; Insecta; Hemiptera; Aphididae
Gene: m
Product: zona pellucida domain-containing protein miniature
Exons: 6
Coding region: 688-2445 (585 amino acids)
Source: RefSeq, a predicted model, not a curated record
CGCGGUCCCGGUCUCCCGGCAGCGUCGCGUCGGCCGGUCGGUUACGCCAAAGAACCGGCCGCCGGUAGUAAGUAGUGUGUCUCCGCGGGUCUACGAAAUACGUGCGCCGCACAGGUGUUCGCGCUGCUACCAUAUAAUAUAUUCUACACGUAGAUCUGCACAUACACAUAUUAUAACGAUACAUAGGUACUUAACGUAAAUAAUAUUAUCAAUAUAAUUAUCGAUUUUCCGUACGCAUUAUCGAUAUAUUCAAGGAACCUCCGCAAGGUGCACGGGCAUUUUUUUUUUGUCUGAGUUCCGAUUUUCCGUCUCCGCUUCACUCGUCCGCGUGAUCGAGACCGCGUCGAGCGUGCAAUUCCGGGAUCGUUCCGAUUAACCCCUUCAGCGCUCUUGCGACCGUCGUCGCUGCGGUCAUCCGCGGUAUCCGUGCGGUUGUCGUCGCAGCCGCAGCCCACACACGCGCCAGUAAUGUGCGACCGGCGACCUGCGAAAAAUCACUAAACGAAAAACUGACACAUUGCAAAACGUGACACGAGGAAUAUGAUCGUUUUCGCGAGCCGGAAAAACGUUUGAUCGAUACGGGGGCACAGCAACCAGCUGCUUUAGCGUUUAUCGACGCUUAUUCCUACCACCGGAUACGAUCUCUCCGACGUCAUCGGCGCCGUACUAUUCAUCCGGCUUGAAUCAAUGAUGCUAGAGAUGGGCGACAAGACCGCCGCUGCAUGGACCGCUUGGUGGAUCCUCACGUUUUCUUUGGUGCACAGCGCUGUGAGCGUUGGUGGUGGUGGAGGUGGUGGCGGUGCCAGUGACAUUUGGCCGCUGGAGCGGCCCGAUGGCAUGCCGGUGAUUCAGUCACUGGAGGUGAUGUGUGGCAAGGACCACAUGGACGUGCAUUUGCAGUUCACACAUCCGUUCGAAGGCAUCGUUUCAUCCAAGGGACAGUACGCUGACCCGCGGUGUGUGUACGUGCCGCCGUCCACCGGAAAGACGUUCUUCACUUUCCGCAUAGCGUACGCGCGGUGUGGCACCAAGCCUGACCUCAACGGUCAAUUCUACGAGAACACUGUGGUUGUCCAGUACGAUAAGGACCUGCUGGAAGUGUGGGACGAGGCCAAGCGGUUGCGGUGCGAGUGGUACAAUGAUUACGAAAAGACUGCGUCCAAACCACCCAUGGUCAUCGCCGACCUGGACGUUAUACAGUUGGACUUCAGAGGUGAUAACGUCGAUUGUUGGAUGGAAAUACAACACGGAAAAGGACCAUGGGCUCCACCAGUUAGCGGUAUAGUGCCUUUGGGUUCUACGUUAACGUUAGUGGUAGCCAUCAAUGAUUAUAGAGGUGAGUUUGACAUGAGAGUGAAAUCUUGCGCCGCGUCCGACGGAGGCGGGCACGUCAUUCAGCUGACGGACGACCAGGGGUGCGUGUUAAGACCAAAAAUGAUUAGUGGGUUCCUCAAAGCUCGGACUUCAGACGAACGAGCGUCCGUCAUCACUUACGCGUUCUUCCACGCCUUCAAGUUCCCGGAUGCGCUUAGCGUGCAUAUCCGCUGCAAAGUGGAGAUUUGCCGUCAUGGUUGCCUGGAUCACUGUCAGACAGACGAACGUGCAUCGGCCGGACAUUUACUUCAGCAGCAGCAACAGCAACAGCUCCAGUAUGGGCCGGUGGAUAGGAAGGACCAGCAAAACGAUCGGUUGGACUACGUCCAAACGGUCGUGGUCAACACGGACCAGCCCAGUGCUCAAGCGCAGAUGGCGGUGCACACUCCGUUCGAUACCACCAGUCACAAUAACAAGCCACAACCUGGUCAAAACAAGGAGACGUUGAAUCGGGACGGUUUCCCGCACGGACCACGAAACCUUGACGACGGUGUAGUCGCACCAUCGGAAGGCAGCGGCGAUGAAAAACAGCAACCAGCCGCGACGCCAGCGUCCUCCAAUAACGGAACAGCGGGUGACCAGACGGCCUCGGGCGUCGCGCAUCUGCAGAGGCGCCGGCGCCGGCGUUCUGUGAACGUUUCGGACGCUGGCAACGCGGAUGUGGGCGUCAGUGGGUUGUACGACGUCAUAUCACAAUCGGACCUGGCGUUCACGCCGGACACCAAGACGGACAGCGAGGCAGUAACCAUAUUCCAGGGACGGAUCCGUGAGGACGUGGUGUACGGCAUUUGCAUGCCGGUACACGGGUUUGGCGCGCUGUUCGUAAUGUUCGCGGGUUCAGCGAUCGUGUCCGUUGUGGUGGCCGGGUUCCAGUUGCACAAGUACCAGGUGAGGCGGGAGACGCAAAAGAUGAUGUCCGUCCAGGCGCACCAGCACAGCGUGGCUGCGGCCGCCGUAGCCGCCGGUGGAGGUUACAUACACAACUCGCUUGCCGGCAUCGUGGCACUGAACAAACUGAUCGCGUCCAAAACGGCCGCCGCCACCGCAGUCCAAACCAGACGAAACAGCUAAUCGACUACUAUUAAUAUUAAUAAUAUUAUAUACUGCUAUAUAUUAUAUACACAUUACUACUACGAUGACGACGACGAUCAAGCUUUUCACACAUAAAAACGAGAUGGUUGUCAUUAUUAUUAUUAUAAAUUAUCAUCAUCGUCAGUAUCGUUGGUGCACAUAUAAAUUACACGCAUCUAUAACGUUAUCGUGGCUGGAUUUAUGGAUAUGGGGGAGAGGGGUGACCCAUUGCAUAAAAGCACACAGAAUAAUAUAAUUAAAAAUAUUUUUUCACUUUUUACUUACGCAUAACCUAACUGAAAAGAGAAAUAGAUUUUCAUUGAUCUUUAUUCUACAAUUUUUUCCGAGAUAAUAAUACUACUACACUAAUAUAAUAUUACCAGGGUCGUAUUUAGGGGUGGAGGAAACCCCUGGUUGGUUGUUUCCCUGGUCCCUAAUUUUGAGGGAGUGGACAUUUCUUUUUUACUUAUUAUUGUUUUGAUCCUCUCAUAGUCUCAUGACUCCAUUAACUUAGUUACUUCCUACAGUUAAUAUUAUAAUAUUUAAUAUUUUGAUAUUUUUUACCGUAAUCUAUACAUAAUAUUGACAUUAUUUAUUAUAUUGUAAUUGAAGAAUUGUGUGUGUCACAAUCCAGGAAGAUUUAAAUUAUUUUAUUAUACUUUUUUUUUUUUAACUGAUAGAUUCAUUUUUACCAGUUAAUUUGACGAAAAAUCCCUAAACACGGCCCUGGAUAUAAGUGUAUUCGUAUCACUCUACAUCGUUUAUAAAGGCCUAACAUGAACAAAAAUACACAAAAUAUUAUAGUCUACCAUCAAAAAUUUUCACUAUUCGUUAUACGAAUUAUAUUAUAAUUUAUAGUAGUAUAUUUAGAUUCUUAAUAAAGCUUUCCAGGGCAGCCCACCAUAUAAUAAAUUCCAUCUUAGAACGUCAUAUUAUACCUACCGCCACGUGCGAGCGUACAUAUAUACUAAAAUACUCCGACUUUUAUUGUGAUGUAAUAUAUUAUAGUACCCCUUGAUGCU